Messenger RNA from Glossina fuscipes, 2650 nucleotides. RefSeq names its product dihydrofolate reductase-like. The record is from RefSeq and is a predicted model, not a curated record. Bases 12 to 353 code for a protein of 113 amino acids. Gene Ontology annotation, cellular component: mitochondrion. Gene Ontology annotation, biological process: folic acid metabolic process; dihydrofolate metabolic process; glycine biosynthetic process. The transcript has 2 exons. Lineage: Eukaryota; Metazoa; Arthropoda; Insecta; Diptera; Glossinidae. Gene Ontology annotation, molecular function: NADP binding; dihydrofolate reductase activity.
UUGUUUAAAUUAUGUUGAAAUUUUAUUUAAUCGUUGCUGUUUCAAAAAAUGUUGGGAUUGGUUUGAAAGGCGGUUUACCAUGGGAAUUGAAAUCCGAACUUAGAUACUUUAGCGAGAUAACACGAGUAUUUGAUUCUACUAAACGCAAUGUAGUUACAAAGGGACGUAAAACUUAUUUCGGAAUACCGCUCAGUAAUAGACCGUUGCGCAGUAGAAUGAACAUCGUUCUAAGCACAACUUUAACUAAAGAGGGUGAACUUCCCGAAGAAGUUUUAUUGCAACCUAAUCUUGAAGCGGCUGUGAAAUUUUUGGAGGACAAUAAUACAUUAAAAAGCAGUAUAGAGACCAUAUGAAUAAUAGGCGGCACAAGCGUUUUUAAGGAGGGCGUGGCUUCUAAGAAACAGAAUACAUAACAGAUAACAGAAAUAUAGCCGAGUUUCGAAAGUGAUGUCUUCCUUCCAACCAUACUUGAAGAUUUUGAGCAAAUGGACCUGAGAUAUCACAGAGAAUUCAAGUAGAAAAUUGCAUUUAUUUUAGAUAUAAAGUACAGGAAAAACGACAAUAACAAAAAAUUUUUUAGUUAUUUGUCGAUAUUCUGUUUAUCAAGGAAUCCUUUAUUAUUCUAAUAUAAUCUGCUCUUAUGACCUUGCAAAUCUUUAGCAGUCAACAUAUAUGCGAUUGACAUCCGAUUCGUCACUUAUUUUAAAAUAUUAGCUUUAAUAUCUUAUGAUUUGCUAAGAGAAGCGCCACAUUCCUGCAAGUAUUGACUGUGUUGCAAACACGGACGAUGAAGAAUUCAUUAGGGAUUUAUUCUAAUAAAAUAAAUAACUGCGACUUUUUUAACCAGCACGUAAAUUCACGUCUAACCUAUCUAUCCCACGACUCUUUAAAUUACUCUGGAAAAUCCGUGGUCUCUGGGAGAUCCUACUUUACAUUUCUUCUUCUUCGAUUAUUACCUUGAAGUUUUAUGCAGUGAACGUACUUUUGAUGCGCUAACUAGUCUACAGUAAGCUUAGAUAUAAUUUUUUUUUGGGACGUACCAUGUCAUUAUACUGAGCCAUUGCUAACAUUGUAUACAACUACUGCGGUUAUAUGCAGGGUUGCAAGCUUUGGCUAAUUGAAAACAGUUUAUUCAUAAUAAUUGCUAUGUACUAUGUGGGACUGAUGGGUCAGUUGGCCUUAAUGUUUCUAGGUUCUUGAUAGUUGAUCAUCAGUUUAAUAGAAUAAAAAAAUUUUAAAUCGCGCAAGAAUUAUCUUCAAGUUACUUGCCAUUUAUGAUGCCGUAGAAACAGUUACUACAAUCGGCCAGAAUAGUUUUUGUUAUGUUAAAAAAAUAUGCUCUGUUUUUAAGGAAUGAUGCCGUAGAAACAGUUACUACAAUCGGCCAGAAUAGUUUUUGUUAUGUUAAAAAAAUAUGCUCUGUUCUUAUGGAACAAAAAAGAUUCUUGCAAUCAAUAUCCGCUAUUAUAUGGUCUGGAUGCUAGAUUAUUGCGGCCCCAGUCUAAGCGAACAAGGCAGAAUUUGAUGCAUUGAAUAUGCUCCCAAAGAAGCAGUGCGUAUUUUUAUAAAGCUUACAUUUAAUUUGAAUAAUGAAUAAAAAGAAAUCGCAUGCGUUAAGAAUGACCGCUUCUAUUACAAAAUAUAUUCAGCUCUCGUCUUAACAACAAUGUCCAAAUCCGUUUUCAGAUUACGCGAGAAUAAAAUGCCCUACGAACUCAUGUGCCGAUACUCUUAUGAAUGAACCAUCCGAAAUGUGCACAGUGUCUAAUCUUUAAGAAGUUCAUUUAAGUUAUCUAAAAUAUACAAGAAAGGAAGUGAUUUUUUUAACGCUUUCUUACUUUUUUUUGUAUACAAAGAGGAAUGAAUCAAGCCUGCAAAUGAUAAGAUACAUUCUUAAGAGGUUCAGGUUAGAUGAUAACACAGGAAAGACAUAAUGCAGAUCACGUGAUACUAAUUAUUGAUUUAUUGAUGAUGUUAAUCUCUCUUAAUAAGUUGUUAUGUCAGUUGUAAUAGUCCGUUUUGUCCACUGUGGACUUCAAACCUGAAGAUUAACAUCAAACUAUGGCUGUGCAGGAUUUAUUGAUUAAGGGAAUUGUAAAAAUUUUUUUAAAUACUGUUAUACAAAUCGAAAAGUUUAAUUAUAAAUAUGAUAACUUAAAUGGACAAGACGGCAGUUAAAAAAAGCCAAUUAGCUGCUUAAGAUAACAAGAUUUCAUAUAGGUUAUUAUAGAUACCGAAAAUUUCAAAUGAAUAUCUUAUGUUAAUUUGCUGCACAUAAAAAUAAGACGCUCAGAUGACUCUUUUGUACCACACUCAUCACAUGUAUCAGAGAGAUAAUCAUGUAGGCAGGCGAUCAUCGUGUUGGUUUUUUUAGGAGACAGUUGAUUAUCGCCAAGAGGCUAGUCAGGGACCAUCGUCGCCAGCUUUCCAAUACUUUUCCUCAAAUUUUCGAACUCGCUUUUUUUUGGGGGGGACUUUGAGUUAAGGUGGACCAAGUCAAUAAGUUUGUGGCUUAUAUGUCCCGUUAAUAACCAGCAGUAAUGUUUUGCAAUAAAUGUAUAUAAAACACAACAAAAGAAAUGCGAUCGUGAUAACUAAAGCCGAUAUGCUAAUUGUAAUUGCACAUUGUUGAGUUGUUGAAAGUGAUGUA